ACUCAGUAACACAUACAUAGGUUUCGUCAAGAAAAUAAUUCUUUUACUUUUAUUAAUUUGGACACUUUACAAUGCUUAGUGAUAGUGAGGGGCUACAAGAUGCAGUAUUACCAGUGGCAGGUGAUGAUGAAGAGUUUGACUUGGAUAUUCCCCCAACGUCUGGCAUGGAAUACUUACGAAGAGUGCAAAAUGAAGCUAAACAGUGCCAGACUAUUGUUGUUGCUGAUGUAGAUGCAGAAAAACUUAGGAAACAAACAGUCAAAGUUUACCAGUCCAGAGUCCUUCCCCCACCUAGUGGCUAUGCCCCCUCCCUACAGUGGCAGCUCCAUCAAGUAGCAGACUUUGCACAUGUCAGACAGAAACUUGCACGAUAUAAAGCUACAAUGAAGAAAAAUAAGAUAAAACAGGCACCAACUCUGCCUGCAGAUGAUGAUGUUGAAGGGUGGUGUAAGUUGUGCUUUGGUAGAUUGAAACCUCCUUCAAUGUGUGAGACAAGGAAUCAGGAAGAUGAAACAUGGGAACGGACAGCUCCCCUACUCAGUAUCAUGUGUGCUAUGAAUCAGACAACAGUCCUGGAUGUUCUGGAGUACCAUGUCAAUUGGUUUGAGGCAACAGGAUUUACACCAGAACAGGGUCAGUGGUUCUAUGCAUUAUUGUGUUGCCUGGAGAAACCUCUGAUACCAGAGGCUUGCAGUUUGAUUCGUGAACUAGCCAGAAACUCAGCCAAUCUUAGAGCAUCUUUGGAAAAUAGUGUAGAUGCAAGAUUGAUACCGCUGAAUCUAAUUAUUUGCCUUGUAUCUCGAUACUUCAACCAAAUGGACUUGGCGGAUGAUGGAUAAUUGUAAAACACAAUGUAAAAUAGUGACAACAAUGUAUGAUAGUGACAACAAUGUAUGAUAGUGACAACAAUGUAUGAUAGUUACAACAAUGUAUGAUAGUUACAACAAUGGACACAUUAUCAUGGAUAUUACUGACAUUUUGUCCUGCCAAGU
This is a messenger RNA of Owenia fusiformis, 992 nucleotides long. The record is from the annotation of a GenBank genome assembly. Lineage: Eukaryota; Metazoa; Annelida; Polychaeta; Sabellida; Oweniidae.